UGUCAAAGUCAAAAAAACAAGGUUCGCGCGAGCGCGAAGACUUCACUGUGUUGCUAUUCUGUUCCGGUGCUGUGUAUCUCAUAGCAUUGCAUGCACGUGUAUUCAUUAGAAAAUCAUGUAAUCUACCCAAACCCAUAUCAGAUGUAUUGCUUAGUCGCACUGUACGGACGUGUAGUGUGAACCUCAAACGUAGACUAAUGAGGUCGGUCGAUUUCACACUGUUUAUCAUUAUCACAGAUAACUUUAUCAAGUUUAUAAGUACUUUAUAUGAAACAUUUUAGUGUUUACAAGAUAUCCUAUUCGAUCUAAGUAUAGAAAAUCGCUUUGAAUAAUUUAUCUAAAUGUUACCAUCAAAGAUGCAAGUUAACAAAAAGUUGCUUCCCAUCAAGGGACAUUUUUUCUUCUUUAAUGCAGGUACAGCGCCACUGGUUCCAUACUUAUCAACUUAUGCUCGCCAACUAGGAUUCUCAUCUGCAACAGUAGGAUUAAUUUAUACAGUAUUACCUAUAUUCGGUCUUAUCGCCAAACCAUUAUUUGGUGUCAUUGCUGACAGGUUUAAAAAGCAAAAAAUUAUAUUUAUAUUAUUCCAAAUAAUAACCAUAAUCAGUUUCGGUUCCAUAUAUUUGAUACCAGAAAAUAGAAACUGGACAGUGGAAUUAGACUGUGAUGGUGGAUUCACUUAUCUGCAGAGUUGUUACAAAAGUAAAGAUUCUGUUGACAUGUGCAAAGUCAGUUCGCUGAGUAACCAAAGUUCCGACGCUACUGCAGUUUGUGAAAUGAACUGCGAUAUGACCUCACCCAAAAUGUGGCAGACGGUGUGCGAACAUUGGCAUCUACCUCAGUAUUGCUACAGUGAAACUAACAACAUACAAUACUCCUCAUCUGUCAGCAAUGUUACUUUGAAGACAGAUAACUGUGCUUACAUUAUGGCUAAUAACGUGACCAUGGAUGGUCAUAUAUUCAGUCCCCAAUGUAGGCUUGGUGGUGAAUAUGUCGAUGUUAAUGAACCUUGCACGUUCAAGUGUAACAAUACGAAGCUCUCCACUGCUAUAGGAACAGGGAAAGUGAAUAUGACAUGUGUGGAUAAAAAAAUUAACUACAAACUAUGUUCUAACAACAGUGCUCAGCUUACAGAACUGACCAAGCAACCGUUAAAUAGUGAAUGUGAGGCGUCAUGCGAUCUCGACGUAAAUAUGCCUUGGAGGCUAAUGGAAAUAUGCGAAUGGUGGAAAGCCGACACGACCAGCUAUUGUCAACCAAAAACGAAACUGGGUGAAGAGUUCCCUAAAAACCUGUCUUUCACUGGAAUAAUAUUGCUGGCACACACAUCAGCUGAAGACGAAUGUGUUUAUAUGCGACUCAAUCAUAUCGAACUGCCUGAUGGCAAUGGUCAAGUGACAACUCAUUAUCCAAACUGCGAAUCAAGAGCUCUAUACGCCUUGAAAUCUGAACUGUUUCGUUCUUCCUGCGAAAUACGCUGUAACAAUGCUGUGGUAAACGAGUUAAUGGAAGGAGCAUCUGAAAGCAGAGCCGAUAGCAGUAAGGAAUACACCUCCCAAUUCUGGCUGUUCUUCUUAUUGAUGAUACUUAGUUGGAUCGGACAAGCCGUGGUAGUCACCUUCGCUGACGCUAUCUGCUUCAACCUACUUGGACCGAAAGUUUCCUUGUAUGGAAAACAAAGACUGUGGGGCUCCUUCGGUUGGGGUAUUUUCUCCCUGUUGACCGGCGUCCUCAUAGAUUUGUUCAGCGACGGAGCAUACAAAGACUACACUAUCGCAUUCAUACUCAUGUUUGUGUUCAUGGUCGGCGACGUUGGUGUGUCAUGUUUUGUAAAGACUGAUUCGACUAAGAUGUCUAUGAACAUUUUGGCUGACGUUGGCACACUAUUAUCGUCUUUACCAACAUUCAUAUUUUUAUUAUGGACGAUAGCAGUAGGAAUGUGCACUGGUCUACUUUGGCAAUUCUUAUUUUGGCUCAUUGAAGACAUAUCGGGCCUCAACUGUGAUGGCGCAGCUUAUAUAAAAACUUUGCAGGGAUUAGUCAGUGCAAUACAGACGUUUGGUGGAGAAAUUCCUUUUCUAUUCGUCAGCGGUUAUGUACUCAAAAAAGUUGGUCACAUCAAUAUGAUGAGCUUAGUCCUGCUGGCGUUUGGUGUGAGGUUUAUAUUGUACUCCUUCCUGACUGACCCCUGGUGGGUACUGCCUAUUGAAAUGCUACAAGGUAUAACGUUCGGCAUGUUCUACCCGACAAUGACGUCCUAUGCCACAAUUGUUUCGCCACCCGGUACAGAAACAACAGUGCAGGGUUUGGUAGGAGCUGUAUUCGAAGGCGUCGGAACUUCUUUAGGAAGUUUUAUAGGAGGUCAACUGUACGGAACUUACGGAGGGUGGAUAACUUUCCGUUCAUUCGGUAUCGGCGCUCUAGUGUGUUGUGGAUUAAACUGGUUGGCUUUCUUCAUCCUAAAGGAUAAAAUUGGCCAUGCCAGAGUGCCUACAGGUUACUCAUCUGUAAUCCGCUAUGAACAACCAAACGAUAUGGUCUAUAUGUUGGAGGAUAUGUCUGAAGGAAGAUUAUAGUCAGUAUAAAAAAUAGUAUGUACAUUGUAGGUAAAAAAUUGUAUCUUAAGUAGGGCUCAAGGAGCUAAAUUGUAAUUUUCCUGACAAUGCGUUAGUUACUAUGUAAGUUCUGUGAUCAUAUACAUUUGUGCUAUUUUGAUAAAAUAUUUAUACUAACAUGAUAGCAAAAAAAACUGUGAAACAGUUGAUCGUUACACUCCGCGGGCGACAAGAGAUAACAUUCCAAACGCGCUUAAAGCGAGUAUUUAUUUCCACAUAAGUCCGACAUAUUUUUAUUGAAUUUAAUUAUUAUAAUAAAAAAGUACCUUCUUACGGUGAGCUGCACAUCAAAGCAAAUCUUCGAGGGUAUCGCAAGCAAUUUCACGGCUGAUUGUGGUUUGGUUAGGUAUAUGCCUACAGAGUGGACCACAAAAAAUCGAGCUACAUACAAAGGGUAUCUUGGCUCCUGGGUACGAGGAAUCUAGAAUGUGUGGCUUGACGUUGUUUAUAUAUAUCUAAAUAUUGCAAGUUGGAAAAAAAAUAAUUUUACAAAUUAAGAUUUCCUGUAGUAAUAAUCUACUAAAGGAGUUCAAUAUUUGGCGGUUAAAUAACUUUAUUGAAUUUUAAGUCAUUGUCCGGUUAUUUUCUUAAAAGUGGUUUGCUAUGAUUAAGCUAUACAAGAUCAAGACACAGUACCUACAUUUUAGUCUGAUACCAACUUCUCCUGUGAUUUAGGCAUUCUCCUUUAAGAAAAAGCAAAUAAUGCAUCAAUAAUCGUAUCCCUGUGAAGUAGGUAUUUUAAAUUAGUCUCUUAGUUGUAGGUAUAGGUACUUAAUUAGAUAUAAGAUGGGUUUUGUUUGCAGGGUGUGUUGGUUUUUCGUCUUUUUAUUUAUUACUGCCUGUACCGUAAAACGGGGUGAAUAGCCAUUAUUUCCAACUAGGACAUAUAAAUUCGUUAGUAAUGUUUUAUAAAUCUCUGAUUUUAUUGUGCCCGGCACUACAAGGUUAGAGCUGUAACAAGUUUUUCGUUUAGCUAUAGGUAACUGUGGAAUUUCAAGAUUAAAAAAUAUAUGUACCAUUUCUAUUUACCCAACGAUUGGGGUCAAUAAAAAAUCGUCAAGAACUACGGUUGCCACAUAGGACUGUUAACCAUCAAGCAUCAAAUUUAUAUUAUAUGGUCAUUUCAUAUUUAUUUAUGGCAUCACCGGUUCGACGUAAUCACGUUCGGCUAUCAUUGAGGAACAUCGCUGGGACUUAAUCUCUAUAAGUAUAUCCUGAGCGAGGGCCGUAUUGCUUCGAUCAACAGUAGUAUUGUUGAGCGAAGCCGCAUUGUGCUUGAGACGCAUGUUACCCCAUCAUGUUUCAUUAUUUCUUGUUAUUUAUUGCGUAUAUGUGUACAUCUCCAACCAUGCUAUUAACGCAUGUUAUUUUUUUCUUCUUGCAAAAUUAUAGGUUGUGUGUCAAAAAAAUGUUUUGGUUUGUAAAAUGCUAAAGUGUUGUGAUUUAAUCAAUUUAUGCAUAGGUAAACCUAAACAUAACAAUUAUGUUUGUAUUUGAACAGAUUUUAUUUUUACGGUAUGUUAUUAUGUAUUUCUAUUCAAUAAAUGGAACAAGAUGUGUA
Messenger RNA from Helicoverpa armigera (cotton bollworm), 4176 nucleotides. RefSeq lists its product as uncharacterized. The transcript is spliced from 14 exons. The coding region runs from base 342 to 2576 and encodes 744 amino acids. NCBI's taxonomy places the organism in Eukaryota, Metazoa, Arthropoda, Insecta, Lepidoptera, Noctuidae. Gene Ontology annotation, molecular function: transmembrane transporter activity. Gene Ontology annotation, cellular component: membrane. The record is from RefSeq and is a predicted model, not a curated record.